Trypanosoma grayi is the source of this 462-nucleotide messenger RNA. Its product is annotated as putative RNA-binding protein. Gene Ontology annotation, molecular function: RNA binding. Lineage: Eukaryota; Euglenozoa; Kinetoplastea; Trypanosomatida; Trypanosomatidae. The record is from RefSeq and is a predicted model, not a curated record. The transcript has a single exon. The coding region runs from base 1 to 462 and encodes 153 amino acids.
AUGUCAUCUCCAGCGAUGCUGUUUGUGGGCAACCUCCCCACCGUCGCGAAUGCCCAAUACGUGGAGCGUCUUUUCUCAGCGUACGGUCAGGUCAAACGCGUGAACAUGCUUCAUGAGGGUGCGGCUCAGUAUGCUGAAGUGACAUACAAUUCCGUUGAUGAUGCAGAUUCUGCUAUUGCUGCUCUUCACUGUCAUUACUGUGCAUCCAGAGGGCUUCCGCUAGUUGUCUUGUAUCACCAUAACAGCCCCUCUGUUACGGAGUAUGGCCGUAGGGUGGGAGCUGAGUAUGCUGAAGCUGUUGCUAUGGGUCGCAAACCAUUGCCCAUACCUCUAGAUGCAUUUGAUGAUGCCUUUGAGCGCACAGACGUUCCACCCCCGCCUUCAGACAAAGAAAUAUUCGAGGGAAAUCGGUGGAACAAUCAUAACAGUUCAUUGCAGGAGGGAAAAUGGCCUCGGUCUUGA